GCUUCUGUUAGUAGAACGUAGCCAUAUUGCCUGUUACCGCGUUUCAUGGAAUAGUCUUUGUCAUCGGCUAUUAUCGUAGACAUCUACAUCGGGCUUUAAUUAAACUGACCAUUUUUUAAUUGGAAAGAUCUUAUUUUUUCACUCUGUAUGCUUCUUUCUGGAUGAACAAUGAGUUUUCUCUUACUGUCAUGGAAUUUAAGUAUGGGCUGAAUUGGAGUGAAUAAGGAACACACCAUAAUGGACUGGUUAAAAGAUCAUGUACCUCUGUUAGCAAUCAAAGCAAGUGGAGGCCGAAACAACAAAACUUUCAAGCCAAAGAAGAACAUUCCAGAAGGUACACAUCAGUAUGAUUUGAUGAAACAUGCUGCUGCCACUUUAGGUAGUGGCAACUUGCGUAUGGCUGUGCUACUACCUGAAGGUGAAGACCUUAAUGAAUGGGUUGCUGUCAAUACUGUUGAUUUCUUUAAUCAAAUUAACAUGCUAUAUGGAACAAUCACAGAAUUUUGCACAGAAGAGAGUUGUGCAGUAAUGUCCGCCGGGCCAAAAUACGAGUACCACUGGGCUGAUGGUCAGACUGUGAAAAAACCAAUCAAGUGCUCAGCCCCAAAAUAUAUUGAUUAUCUGAUGACCUGGGUGCAAGACCAGUUAGAUGAUGAAACAUUAUUUCCAUCUAAAAUAGGUGUACCAUUCCCAAAGAAUUUUUUGUCAAUAGCAAAAACUAUUCUGAAACGCUUGUUCCGAGUGUAUGCACAUAUUUAUCACCAACAUUUCAGGGAAGUGGUGCAGCUGAGUGAAGAAGCCCACUUAAACACAUCGUUCAAGCACUUCAUAUUCUUUGUCCAGGAAUUUAACUUGAUAGACCGUCGUGAACUUGCUCCACUGCAGGAACUUAUAGACAAACUAACCAGUAAAGAAAGAUAAACACCACUAAAAUGCAUGCAUACAAACACAAACAUAGACACUGGCACAAACACUUUCAACAUGUUGCUACACCCGUAAACCAAAACUUAUGCCAUUCUUUCCUCCAGAUUUUAAGCUGUGAGACUGAGCAAAAAAAAUUAAUUAGAAAACUUUUUUUUUCCUUCUGGAGGUAACAGAUUUACUCAAGCUGAAAAAAAAUAAAAACAAAAAAAAUUGCAGGCAAGGGAUUAUCAUGGGCAAGGGAUUAUUUUUAUUGCAUUCUUUAUAUACACUGCUGUUCCUGAAGAGGAAAGAAUGAAAUGGUAAUAGUGGUGCCAACAUAGGCCUCUAAAAAACACUGACAGAUUGUGACGGAACUCUGAUGCAUUCAGUGUAAUUCUUUGCUUAUGCUGUGUGCUAAAACUUGAGUUUUUCUUUGUAAUACGCACAUAAACACUCACACACACACACACAUAUAUCCAUUUAGCUUUAAUCUCUCAAUAACAGACACAACGUGUAGUUUUUCUGCAAAUGUUUAUUUAUAUGCCUUUUUUUUAAAUAAGUGUAAAAUUCAUAAGAUUUUCAGCUUUCUGUUCUUCUUGUUUGAUCCAAGUUUUAGUUUUUGUUUUCUAAAUUAUAAUACAUAUUUAAAAUUCUAAGUAGGAAAUUUUCUCCCGUUUACUUAACAUGUAUGUGUGAGUCUUGGUUUGAUUUUUUUUUUUAUUCCUGUUUUUUAUUUUCGUUUUUUUAAAGAAAUUUUCAAGACAUCUGAUCCAAUCUCAAUAUUUUUUUUCAUCUUGAGUUUGUUUCUAGAUUUAUCAGCAACCAGAUAUAGAUUGCAAACUGUGAAAGCCAGUGUAGGUAUUUUAUAUAUAUAUAUAUAUACACACACACACACACACACACUAUUUUUUAUUUGUAGUAGAUUAAUUAUUCUACCGAAGAUUUCAUGCAGAAAGUUCUGCAAUGUUUUGAGAGCUCCACAUAAGAAUGUUGAUAAUUGACCUCUUUAUGAAGAUAGUCUCAUCCAACAUUCUUAGGUAGACCAUUUGAAAAAUUGUAAAAUGUUUUGCAUGAAACCAUUAGUAGCAUUGUUAAUCCUCAAAAAAAGAAUAUUUAUUCACCAAAUGCAGUGUUCAUCACUGUCAUAUAUAUGUAUGCAUGUGUGUGUAAGAUUGUUUCUAUGUACAUGUCCAACAAGAGAACGGUGAAGUCGUUUUAGUAUAUCAUUUCUCUUGUUUAUCAGCUUUUUUAUUUUUUUUAUUUAUCAACUCAAAAGAAUUAUAGAGUUCUCAUUCUAAAGCUUGGAAUCUAGAGUGAGUUUGCAUGCUUUGUCUACAAACUUCAGUUCUGCCCCCAGGCAAACCAACAGCUACUGUGAGAAAAUAAAAAUGAAUAAAUACAACAUACAUUUCUAAGAGAUCUAUGCUAAUAUUUCAACAAAUUUACAAAAAAAAAAAGAAAAAAG
Messenger RNA from Octopus sinensis (East Asian common octopus), 2368 nucleotides. RefSeq names its product MOB kinase activator 1B. Gene Ontology annotation, cellular component: nucleus; cytoplasm. The record is from RefSeq and is a predicted model, not a curated record. Gene Ontology annotation, molecular function: protein kinase activator activity. Lineage: Eukaryota; Metazoa; Mollusca; Cephalopoda; Octopoda; Octopodidae. Gene Ontology annotation, biological process: positive regulation of protein phosphorylation; hippo signaling. The coding region runs from base 238 to 921 and encodes 227 amino acids. The transcript has 6 exons.